GAUAAACUAAAAUCUGAGGUCAAUGAAAUGGAAAAUAUCUAACUCGAAGGCGCCUGAAAAGAUCAAAUUCCAUAUCCAAAUACCUUCACUCGAAGAAAUGCAGCAAUUGAGAAGUUGUAAUAGACAACUCCAGAUUGACAUUGACUGCUUAACCAAAGAAAUUGAUCUUUUUCAAGCCCGAGGACCACAUUUUAAUCCCAGCGCUAUUCAUAACUUUUAUGACAAUAUUGGAUUUGUAGGUCCUGUUCCACCAAAACCCAAAGAUCAAAGGUCCACCAUCAAAACACCAAAGACUCAAGACACAGAAGAUGAUGAGGGGGCUCAGUGGAAUUGUACUGCCUGUACUUUUUUGAACCAUCCAGCCUUAAUCCGCUGUGAACAGUGUGAGAUGCCAAGGCAUUUCUGAGCAAAAGGCCCUAUAUCUCUAAAACCACAUCUGAAGUUCAAGAAACUAGUCUGUCAUCAGGGGAAAAGUUUCAACUGCUACAAUAGGAUUUUGUCAAAUUGAAGGUGUGACAGGAUGGGUUGUGCUAAUGGUAAAUGUCAGCCCACAGAGCUAAUAAUACCUCAGUCUAAUGUCAUGGGCAAUUGAAAUUCAUCACAUGAAAGGUAAUCUGCCUGAAAAGACUUGGUUGCCCGCUGCCUAACCAUGUACAGUGUUACCAGUAGCCGUUAUGGAUAAUUCUCAAUCUAUAUGCCUAGGUGUUUCCCAGUACCUUUUCCCCCUCAUGUCACUACUGAAUUUUGACAGGAGGAAGGAAUAGAACGAUGGCUUUUUUUUUUAAAGCUUUCGGUGAAACACUACAAACAUGAAGAAAAGGAACAAGGUUUAACUAUUUAAAAACUGUUUGCUGCCGCAUGGUGCCAAUGGAUGGGGGAAGAACUUCAUGAAUCUGUGGUACUCUUGGCCUUGUCUUUGUCUUCCCUGAAAACGUCUCCACUCUGUGAAGCCAGCAUCUGGGCUCUAAAGAUGAAAAGGAAAGCAGCAUGCAUUGUCUGUACAAACAUGCAGUGAAAUAUCCCAAAGCUUUUCCUACUGUACAGAUCUCUCGAGUCUGCUUUAAGUGAUUCUUUUCUUCUUUAUUAUUUUCUUAUAUUUCUAUAUGUAUAGUGUAAUAGUCUUUUGUUAACUAAUUUUCUUUUUUCCUUUUAGUGAUUAAGCACGAUCAUGUCCCUUUUUAAGCCUUACCUGAGAGAAGCAAUGCCUUAAAAUAAAAAAAAGCAUUAAUGAAAUGAAGCUGUGCACAAAAUAACCUUCCUCUACUCACUCUGUACUUUGCCCUCAUGAGUGCCGAUGUUCUGUGAAGACAUUCAGAUGCUGCCCAGUGAAUUGCAGGAAAUAUUCCAAGACUUACGUCGAUAAGUCACGCUAUCUGUACUGACUUCGGCAGUGGGUGGCACAACGGUGUUUGAUCUCCCACAGGGAAGCUUAAAACAAAAGGUGUUUUUAACCCACUGACAGAGCAACAAGGUUGAGCUUGCUCCAUCUGCCUGGUGUCCCACAGAACUCUCACGGGAGAUUACGAUCGGGAAAGUACAGUUUGCAAAACCAGCAACAGCGGCCGUACCUACAAGCCCUGGUGUGGGGAGAAGUUUAAAUGCUUUACUGUUGGGGCAGUCCGUUUCUAAACCUGACUUGGUGGCAGUAUCAUGCGUAUUUAUAAAACGAGGCUAGUCAUAUUUAGGACAACUGAAGGAAAGCUGGAAAAAAGAAAAACAAGCAAACUUGAACACUGAAGCAACCUCAAGCAUCUCUUUAUUUUGAUGAUCUAUUUUUAUAAGGAAAAUAAAUAUUCAGAUGAUCGGGAAUGUAUAUAACUAAAUGAAAUCAAGAAAAGAAAUAACAGUAUGCAUUUAAGAGCAGAAUUAUGAAAUUAUCUAUCAGUGCUUAGAACGGGGCUAAGGGAAGUGCUGAAAUGUAGCAAAAAGGUAGGAGAUAAUGUUGACUGUCACCCAUUGUAAAUGUCUGCAAAUGGAUAUUUUUUAAAUAGGCAGGAUUAUUACAGGUGAUCUGUAUGAAUGUCAGAGCCUCGACUUCCGGGCUUUGCAUCUUGUAUAUGGGAAGAAACAGGACAAUCCUAGUUAAUUAGCCCAUAGACCCAAAGCCCUUACAUUUGAUACGUUUUGUUUUAAAACUAGGCCUUGUUUUUCAGCUUCAUCUGCAGUUCUAUGUGAAGAUUGAUAAAUCAGUUUUUACUUGUUUUAUUAAUAAAACGUAAUUUGGAUAUCUUGAGUUGAUGGUUUUGUGAUUUAGCUGGGUAAACUAUCUUUGUAACAGAUAAGUUAUUUAUAAAAAUUAAAAACUUAUAUUCUAA
Lynx canadensis (Canada lynx) is the source of this 2315-nucleotide messenger RNA. Its product is annotated as TGF-beta-activated kinase 1 and MAP3K7-binding protein 2-like. Gene Ontology annotation, biological process: positive regulation of protein kinase activity. Lineage: Eukaryota; Metazoa; Chordata; Mammalia; Carnivora; Felidae. Gene Ontology annotation, molecular function: K63-linked polyubiquitin modification-dependent protein binding. The record is from RefSeq and is a predicted model, not a curated record. The transcript has 4 exons. Bases 23 to 406 code for a protein of 127 amino acids.